UCCGAAGUGAAGAAUAAGACAGGACUCUAUUUUCAACACUCUUUUUGUUGGCUAACUUUUCUCCCUUCAUACCUACUGGACUUUAUAUGCACAUCGCAUAACCCAACAGCUCAACAUGUCCACUGAAGAAGGCUGGCACACCGUCGAAGACGGCCAGAAGCUGUACACAAAGACGUGGAAGGCCAACGGCCCCGCUAAAGCCCGAGUCGUCUUCAUCCAUGGAUUCAGCGACCACUGCAACACUUACAUCAAGUUCUUCGACGCCCUCGCUUCGCAUGGCAUUGAGAUCUACACGUUUGAUCAAAGAGGAUGGGGUCGCUCCGUCACAAAGCCCUCAGAACGCGGACUAACAGGCCCCACAACCCGGGUCCUGGACGACAUAACCUCCUUCAUGAAGACUGUCAUUCCCUCACCCAUCCCUCUCUUCCUAGUGGGCCACUCCAUGGGCGGCGGCGAAGUCCUAUACUACGCCGCCCGCGGCCCUUCGGAAAUCCGUAAACACAUUCGAGGAUACAUGUUAAUCUCCCCCUUUGUCGAUUUCAGCCCUGCGUCAAAACCUUCGAUCAUCACCGUCGUGCUGGGACGAAUGGUGGGCAAGUUGUUCCCAAAGAGACAGAUGAAGAGUCAUUUGGAUGUGAAGCUCGUAUCGAGAGAUCCAGAGGUGUGCAAGGCGUUUGAGACGGACGAGCUGUGUCACAACAUGGGCACCCUUGAGGGGCUUGCUGGGAUGCUGGACCGAACUAUGGAACUCGCAAGCGGGAAGAUUAAGAUUCCAGAUGAUGCGGGCGAGGGAGGCGUGACGAGGAUAUGGAUUGCGCAUGGAGAUGAGGACGGCAUCACAGAUUACUAUGCUUCCAAGAGGUUUGCGGAAACAUGUGUUACGGCCAAGGAUAAGGACUUCAAGUCGUAUGAGGGGCAUUUCCAUCGUUUGCAUGAUGAACCGGAGCCAUAUGGACCGGCGUUUCUGAAGGAUAUGGUGGACUGGAUUCUUGCUCGCUCCGUGGAUCCGGUACAAUCAGAUGUCCAGCGACCGAGGUUGUAGGUGGGGAGCUGAAGGGCAGUGUAGGAGUGUCAUGUGUGAAUGUCUAAUGAUUUGGAAUCCCCAUAGCGACUGUCCUUCUCCGCGCAUCUUGGGAAGCUAGUAGACGUACCUUCAUAUUACGUACAUUUGUUUGUUACCAAAAUAGCGUAGAUGGUAAUGAGUUAUAAAUGUACGGGUAUUGUAGAAAUGUACUUCCUAAUGUCAACCAUGAAC
Molecule: messenger RNA, 1255 nt
Organism: Westerdykella ornata
Lineage: Eukaryota; Fungi; Ascomycota; Dothideomycetes; Pleosporales; Sporormiaceae
Product: alpha/beta-hydrolase
Exons: 5
Coding region: 116-1042 (308 amino acids)
Cellular component (GO): membrane
Molecular function (GO): lipase activity
Source: RefSeq, a predicted model, not a curated record